CUCUGCCUCUGCUCCAGGAAGGGAAGCCACCAUGUCUGACGCGCCGCCGCCGCAGUGGGUCAUCCUGGCCGCCGUCCCGCGCGUGGCCCCGACCGAGGACUUCCCUUCGGGCGAGCACGUCUCAGGCCCCGCCUCCUUCGUCGCACCCCCGUCCCUCUCCUACGUCACCAUGUCGCGCUGGGUCUGCCGCGACGACGCCACCGUCGACAACUACCCCUGCGUAGUCGCCGUAGACCCCUCCGGCGUCUUCCUCCUCUUCGCCAGCCAGGGCCGCGCCGAGGGCCCCCUCAUCGUCGACCGCCCCGACCUCUACCUCUCCAUGCAGCGCGACUUCCACCAGUCCUACUUCCUCUGCAACCCCUACAUCGGCCUCGCCGGCAUUCUCCCCGACCCCGACCGCCCCAUCCUCCACCUUGGCAACCUCGGCCUCAUGGCCGACCCACGCCGCGCGGGCCACUACGCCAUCGCCGAGCUCCAGCCCAUCGGCGGCAGCGACCACGCCACGCUCAUCCGCUACUCCACGGCCAAGGGCAGGUGGGCCGAGAAGGAGCUCGCCUACUCCACGCGUUACCCGGAGUACUGGGGCAGCAACGGCGUCGCCUCCCACGACGGCUGCCUCUGGUGGGUCGAUCUCUCCUUCGGCCUCCUCGCCUGCGAUCCCUGCGCUCGCAGCCCGGAGCUGCGCUGCGUCCCUCUCCCCGACGGCUGCGCUCUGCCACCCGCCGCCACUGAGGCACGUCUCGACCUUGAGAAGCUCCGCUGCGUGAAGCCCAGCGCCGGCAAGCUUCGCUACGUGCAGAUCGACCGCGACGCGCCGUCCACCGUCGUCAGCAUGUGGACGCUCGUCGACAACGCGGUGUGGGAGCUCGACCACCGGGUGCCAUUCGCCGAGAUCUGGGACGACCACAGCUACAAGGACACCGGACUGGAGGAGGCCACGCCCGUGCUAGCGCUCCUCCAUCCCCGUAACCCCGACGUCGUCUACUUCUGGCUCACCUCGCGGAUCUUCGCCGUCGAUCUGCGCGCCAGGAAGGUCCUGGAGUGCGAGCCGUUCCAUAUGGACUUCCCGCUGAUGCCGGUGUUCCACUCCUCCCGGUUCGUCCACGCCUGGGAGCUGCCAGCCACGCCCACGCUUCCACGCCGCCAUUCUUCGUCCAGCUCUACAAUUCGUUCGGCUUCUGCAACUUCAACUGGAAUUAAACUUCAUGUCCGAGAUCAGUUAGCUUCUCUUAAUUUGAUCAUGCGCGCAUCUGUCACUACACAUUACGGUCUGAGCAUGAGCCUGCGCCCGAUCCUGGCGAGGACAACGACCACUGCUGUCUACCGUUUCUGGCGAGGAUUGGAAACUUGUGUCAACCAGCCAAGAAUAACCGAGCUGGUUCCUGAGGAGGGGCACCAGAGCAACACUUCCAACAAGAAGAGAGGAAAUGCUUGA
Messenger RNA from Phragmites australis (common reed), 1435 nucleotides. RefSeq lists its product as uncharacterized. NCBI's taxonomy places the organism in Eukaryota, Viridiplantae, Streptophyta, Magnoliopsida, Poales, Poaceae. The coding region runs from base 32 to 1435 and encodes 467 amino acids. The transcript has 3 exons. The record is from RefSeq and is a predicted model, not a curated record.